GGGCGGCGGUUGGGCUCGCCGCGCUGCGCUCGCCGCUCGCCGCCGCCAGCCUGGCUGCUAACCUCGGUAACCUUGCCUGACCGCGGUCCUCGGGAAGAACCCCCAGCCGCUCGACCUCAGAUAAUCAAGAGCCUUGGUUACAACCGACUUGUCCUACAAAUAGGUAGAGGAAAGGUGGUACCUGAACCAUUCAGUACUGAGUCAUUUACUCUGGAUGUUUACAGGUACAAGGAUUCAUUGAAAGAAGACCUUCAGAAAGCAGAUCUUGUUAUUAGCCACGCAGGUGCAGGAAGCUGUUUAGAGACGCUGGAAAAAAGAAAGCCACUUGUAGUGGUUAUAAAUGAAAAGUUGAUGAACAAUCAUCAGCUGGAAUUGGCAAAGCAGCUACACAAAGACGGGCAUCUCUUCUAUUGUACCUGCAGGGUCCCGACUUGUCCUGGGCAAGCCACCUUUGCUUCUGCUCCUGAGAAGUGCCAAGAUUCUGCAGCGCUGACUCCAACUGCCUUCUCAUGCCUAGACUUUGGGCUGCUUUCCGGAUACCUGCAUAAGCAAGCCCUUGUCACUGCUACCCAUCCUACCUGCACCCUGCUUUUUCCUUCUUGCCACAUUGUGUUCCUUUCUCCCCUUCCCCACCUCCACCCCCUGUGCACAAUGCAUAAAGGAUGGAAAAAGUACUGCGGCCAGAGGUCUCUGAAUGAGGCAUCAAUGGAUGAAUAUUUAGGCAGCUUAGGGCUGUUUCGAAAGCUGACUGCCAAGGAUGCCUCUUGCCUCUUUCGGGCUAUUUCGGAGCAGUUGUUUUGCAGCCAGGUCCAUCACUUGGAAAUCAGGAAGGCUUGUGUCUCGUAUAUGAGAGAAAAUCAACAAACUUUUGAGUCUUAUGUGGAGGGAUCUUUUGAGAAAUACCUGGAACGGUUGGGAGAUCCCAAGGAAAGUGCUGGCCAGCUGGAAAUAAGAGCCCUUUCUCUAAUUUACAACCGAGAUUUCAUUCUUUAUCGCUACCCUGGAAAGCCUCCAACUUAUGUCACAGAUAAUGGCUAUGAAGACAAGAUUCUACUCUGCUAUUCAAGUAAUGGUCAUUAUGAUUCAGUGUACUCAAAACAAUUUCAGUCAAGUGCAGCUGUUUGUCAGGCUGUAUUGUAUGAAAUUCUCUAUAAAGAUGUGUUUGUUGUGGAUGAAGAAGAGUUGAAGACUGCAGUUGAAUUGUUUCGAAGUGGUUCCAAGAAGAACAGGAACAAUGCUGUGACUGGCAGCGAGGAUGUCCAUAUUGACUAUAAGAGUUCAACUCAGGACAGGACUGAAGAGUGGGGUGCCUGCUGCAAUGUUGAAAAUAUACCAGAGGGGUACAAUCAAGGAACAGAAGAAGCAAAGUCUUCAGAAAAUACGUCAAAGAUGCUCUUCCCCUAUAAGGUGCUCAAAGCCCUGGAUCCAGAAAUCUAUCGUAAUGUAGAAUUUGAUGUUUGGUUGGACAGCAGAAAAGAACUUCAAAAAUCUGAUUAUAUGGAGUAUGCUGGGAGACAGUACUAUCUGGGAGACAAGUGUCAGGUUCGCUUAGAAUCAGGUGGAAGAUAUUAUAAUGCUCAUAUUCAGGAAGUUGGAAAUGAAAACAAUUCAGUAACAGUUUUCAUUGAAGAACUGGCAGAAAAGCAUGUUGUUCCACUGGCUAACUUAAAACCAGUUACCCAAGUGACACCUGUUCCUGCCUGGAAUGCCUUGCCUAGUAGGAAAGGAAGAGGUUACCAGAAAUUUUCCGGGGGCUAUGUUCCAGAAAUGGCUAUGUCAGAGAUGGACAUGAAGCAACGCAAGAAGAUGUUCAAGAAAGUGAGAGGGAAAGAAGUUUAUAUGACUAUGGCCUACAGCAGGGGAGAACCCCUCCUCCCACCCAGGCUUCAGCACAGUAUGCAUUAUGGGCAUGACCCUCCAAUGCACUACUCACAGACAGCUGACAAUGUUAUGUCUAAUGAACAUUUUCAUCCUCAACAUUCAUCUCAGAGACAAGGUCGGGGAUAUGGGAUGCCCAGGGAUUCAUCUCGCUUUAUAAACAGGCAUAACAUGGCGGGCCCUAAAGUUGCUUUUUACCCUGGCCCAGGUAAAAGGUGCUGCCAGAGUUAUGAUAACUUCUCCUAUAGAUCUCGUUCCUUUAGACGUAGUCACCGCCAGAUGCAUUGUAUGAAUAAGGAGUGCCAAUAUAGCUUUGCUCCAGAGAAUGGACAGAUGCCCAGGGGCUUGGAAGAAACCAUUACUUUUUAUGAAGUCGAAGAAGGAGAUGAGACUGCUUAUCCAAGUUUACCUAAUCAUGGAGGGCCCUCUACAAUGGUUCCUGCUACUUCGAGAUACUGUGUUGCAAGGCGAGGACAUAGUUCAGGCAAACAGACUUUGAAUUCAGAGGAAGGUGAUGGCCGGAUUGACAAUGGGGGGUAUCAUGAAGAAUAUAUUUAUCCUUCAGAACCAGACUAUGAAACUUCAGGUGUUUAUAGCACAACUGAAUCUACAGCAAACUUGUCUCUUCAGGAUAGAAGGCCAUGUUCUAUGUCUCCUCAGGACCCAAUUACCUCAUACAGCUACCCCCAGAAGGUGAUGGUAAAUUCUGCAGCAAUUGCAGCUUCCUGUGCCAAUAAUGUUCCAGCUCCAGUCUUAUCUAACUGUGCAGCAGCUAAUCAAGCUAGUAGUACCACUUCAAUUUCCUCACAGAAUGCUAUACAGCCUCUAUUUGUAUCUCCACCUACACAAGGCAGGCCAGCAGGUAGGGACAAACCACCAGUCACAAGACCUGCAUGCUAUCAGGGUCUAUGUGGGAGCAAGAAGACGCAAGCAUCGGGGAUGUUGUCUGAUGGACCUGAGAACAGAAGAGCCCCAAAAGAGCUAAUAAGAAUUCACUGGAAAGUGGGGCAGCCAAUUUGGAAGGAGCAGCUAAGACUGGGAAGGGAUUUGACCUCUCCAAUACUAGUGAUUGCUUCACCAUCCUAUCCAUACCUAUCUGCUCCUGUUCCUGCUGCUGCUGCCUCUCUACCACCACCUCCACCACCUCCACCUCCUCCACCACCACCUCCUCCUCCUCUUGAGGUGGGAGAGGCUUCAAACUUACCACCCCCACCUCCACCUUAUUCGUGUGAUCCAAGUGGCAGUGAUCUGCCUCAAGAUACAAAAGUUUUGCAGUAUUAUUUCAAUCUGGGAUUGCAGUGUUAUCAUCACAGCUACUGGCACUCCAUGGUCUAUGUGCCACAGAUGCAGCAGCAGCAGCUUCAUGUAGAGAAUUAUCCAGUCUAUACUGAGCCACAUCCUUUGGUAGAUCAAACCAUUCCUCCAUUAUACAGUGAGGUGGGAAGACAAGAUGGCACACAAGCAGAAGUAUCAGCAAAUUGUCCUUUUCCAAAUGCUGACCCUGCCUCUGUCCCUCAUGGAGCAGUCUAUUAUCCAGUAAUGUCAGAUCCCUAUGGGCAGCCACCUUUGCCAGGUUUUGAUUCCUGCCUUCCUGUUGUACCAGAUUAUCCCUAUGUUGCCCCCUGGCAUCCAGUUGGUGCAGCAUAUGGUGGUUCUCCUCAAAUUCAUGGUGCUAUGACUCCUGGGCCACUUGGCUAUGUUGCUUCAUCUCCCUCAGCUUCUCAUUAUGUACCUCAGAAUAUGUGAGAUUCAGCAGUACAAAGUAUUCUUGCACUGCCAUUUUCCUUGCUGUUUUGGUUUUUAAAAAGUGUUUUAUGUUAGUGUUUAAGUGAUUUAGGAUGAUUAGAGUGGUUACUAUUGUAUCUGUCUUUAAGAUUAUUUUAUCUUUUGGUUUAAAA
This is a messenger RNA of Phacochoerus africanus (Common warthog), 3776 nucleotides long. It is a transcript of the gene ALG13, whose product is annotated as ALG13 UDP-N-acetylglucosaminyltransferase subunit. Gene Ontology annotation, biological process: protein deubiquitination. Lineage: Eukaryota; Metazoa; Chordata; Mammalia; Artiodactyla; Suidae. Gene Ontology annotation, molecular function: cysteine-type deubiquitinase activity. The record is from RefSeq and is a predicted model, not a curated record.